UGUCCGCACAGGAAGGGUGACUGGAAUCAAGAUGGACAAAGGCUGGUGUUACGUUUCCUUCUCCAGGUGCGCAAGAAGCUCCAAAGAACUGACUCAUCUUUUACUUGCGUGUCCUGCAACAACACAAGCGUUGUUGGAGUGCUCUGGUACCGGAUGGAGAUGAGCAUUGCUGACGACACGGAUGAGGGUCUAUUUGUGGCUUUCGAUGGAGAGAUGAAGAAACUACAUAACAUGCACACCUAUGAAGCUGGUCAUUUAAUGGCUGGAGAGGGAGUUAACGUAGAGGAGACUCAGCCACCUCCUUUUAUUGCAGAUAUAGUUGGUAAGACAUACAGAUUUCAGGUCAGGGUAGACAUGAACAACUUCACUGCCAACCAUCAGACCUUCACUAUCUCUCGCAUGAACAAGCGUGAUGGUGACGAUGAUGACGGAGAAGACUUGCCUGGGAACACCUCAUCCCUUCCUAAUGUUGGCAUCGAAGGUAACGAACGUGUGGAAACCUCAUAUGGAGGAACAUCCUCCAGUGGUCCUGCCACCAAGAAGCCUCUCCUUUCAACAAGUGGUCAAGAAGGCACGAAAAGCUUAAGUGAACAUGAUGGAGUUUCUAGAGUCAGUUUUCCUCUUUCAAUAAUGCUUAGGCAUCAAUGUUGGUUUUUUAAAAUUUGAAUUCUCGAGUCAGAUUUCCUCUUUGAAUAAUGCUUAGGCAUCAAUGUUUUUUUUUUUUUUUAAUUUUCUCCUCAUCUGGAGUUUGCUACGCUUUUUCUUAGCUAUCGUGAAAAUGGUUUUGAGUUGAAAGCAUAACUCUGAGUUUAAAACCGAAGAAUACAAAUAUAUAAAACUCUGCGUUUGGUUGUA
This is a messenger RNA of Brassica napus (rape), 855 nucleotides long. RefSeq lists its product as uncharacterized. The record is from RefSeq and is a predicted model, not a curated record. The coding region runs from base 154 to 666 and encodes 170 amino acids. The transcript has 4 exons. Lineage: Eukaryota; Viridiplantae; Streptophyta; Magnoliopsida; Brassicales; Brassicaceae.